AUGCCCUUUGAGGCAUCCAUUAUCAGUAAUUAAUGGACGACGUGGAGGCCAGAACCGUCAGACAACCAGCGGAGGACGAUUUCUUCCGCGAAGUCGGGCAUCAUCGUGACACCAGGAAACGUCACCGUCUCACCGCAUCCCGGACUGACGCACACUCAUCUGCUGAGACCUGAAGAGUGUCUCUUUGACUCCAGCCAUGUUCUCCUCUUCAACCCCACCCCUUCUCUACCUGAGUCUCCUGCUCUUUCUGUCGUCCACUGUCCUCUCCUGCCGGACUGGGAACCGCAGGCAGUGUCGUGCCGCUCCCUUUGUACCGGGCCACAACCUGGCGGGGGAGGGCUUUGACGUGGUCACCCUGAAGCGAAAAGGAGCCUACUUGGUCGACGUGAAGACCUACCUGAACAGAAGAGGCACCUGUAAACUCUGCGUUAACCCUCUUCAAGGCAACAAGCUGCAGAAAGUAAUUCAAAUCAGAAAACUGCCUCUCUCUGUGGUGGACUGGCGCUCAUUCAGCCGCUGUAGUCAUCGGAGCCAACAGAGUCGAGAGUCCUCUGUCAGCUCACUGGUGAGCAGAUACACCUCCCUGUUCACUUCAGGUUGGAAGAUCGGCUUCAGUUUUAAGAAGAAGCUGAAUAUACAACUGGCGGGAACUCGGUCCUCUGUGUAUAGAUUUGCUUCAUCCAGGACCAGAAAGGACAGCUACUCCUUUAGCACUCACAGGGUGACCUGCAGCCAUUACAGGUACCGUUUGUCGAAAAGACCGCGCCUCAGCAGGGAGUUCCGCAGGGAUUUGGAGAGACUGCCCUAUUCCUACAGCCGCUCCACCAAGGCCCAGUUCAGACGGCUCAUAUCUAUCUACGGCACACAUUAUAUCCGCCAGGUUCGACUUGGGGGGGAACUCAGGAGAUUCACAGCUACACGUACCUGUUUGUCUUCACUGAAUGGAUUUUCCGCACAACAGGUGCACUCCUGCUUAACGCUGGGUUUCUCUUUUGGCUUGGGGAAGUUGACAUCAUCUAAUAAACUCCGGUCUUGCAGAAAAGUCCUACAGAACCGGGACUUCUCCACUUCGUCCAGGUCCAGUCUCUACGACCAUUAUACAGAGGUGAUAGGAGGCAGAGGUUGGGUCGGUGAGUUUUCUUUCACCCGUCAAGACUUCAAGGGCUACCAAAGGUGGCUGUCGACCCUCAAGGAUCACCCUGAUAUUGUUCAAUAUUCCCUAAGACCAAUGUACGAGCUGGUGUCAUGCGAGGCACAAAAGAUAGCAAUGAAGGCUGCCAUUGAGGCGUACGUGAAUGAAAACGCCGUCAAGAAGAUAGUCAAACCGCAAUGUGGCAUCAACUGCUGUCCUAAACAGGCCUUUUGGGGAAACAUGGUUGUGACCAUCCUCCGAGCCCGGGGUCUGAAAGGAGAUAGAGUUGGCAAGACUGACGCGUAUGCUAAGAUGUGGUUCAGUCAUUUCCACCGCAGGACUGGUGUGAUCAGGUCAAACCGCCCUCACUGGAAUGCUCGUUUUAAUCUCGGCAAGGUGGACACACAUCCAGGUCUGAAGAUUGAAGUCUGGGAUGAAGACGUGUUCAGAGACGAUCGUCUGGGAUCAUGUACGAAGUACGUGAGACAGGGGACUCACACAUUCACCUGCUAUGCCAAGAGAGGUGGCGUUGAGAUCAAGUACUCUCUGGUCUGCGACCGUCACCUGACUGGAGACAGGUGUGACCAGUACAAACCAUCCCCAUACUGAGAAAUGCAUCUGGGUGACAUGCUCUAUGCAAAUACUGUUGGCUUGUUUUUGAUGAAGUGUGAUAUCAGAUUGGUUGAUUAUGAAAUUGACACACUCUUCAGUUUCCUAUUUUAGAGACUCAAUUACAUAUUUUUGACUGUAUAAAUUAGAGGUAUAGCUAUUCAUUUAUGUAAGUGUUUGACCUUUAAAUAUUAUAUUCAGCAUUGUAUGUGUUUCUCAGCUUAUAUUCAGUUGUAGUUUAAUGUGAGGUGAUUUUCAAAGAGAUGGUAGUCCUGUUUUAUCCUGUUUGGAUAUUUGGUGGUGGGGCCACAUUUGGAUAACAGAUUAUGUCUUUGUCAUAUUAAGAAGCUGUUUUUCAAAACAAUGAGUAUGAUUAGAGAUACAUUUUGUGCUGUCUUUCGCGCACUAAUAAAGAUUGUGAAAAACAUGUAACAAUUUUUUCUUAAGCUCCACUGAUCAACAUUGGUAACACUUUAUGAUGAGACAAAGCACAUGUUUCACUGAUGCAUGACUCAUGAUGACUUAAAGCUGCAGUCUGUAACUUUGAGCAAAUAUGUGAUUUGUAUUGCCAUUGUGUGAACAUAUUGUAAUGUAACUUAAAAAUUUAGACCAUC
Messenger RNA from Sebastes umbrosus (honeycomb rockfish), 2355 nucleotides. RefSeq names its product perforin-1-like. The coding region runs from base 197 to 1741 and encodes 514 amino acids. Lineage: Eukaryota; Metazoa; Chordata; Actinopteri; Perciformes; Sebastidae. The transcript has 11 exons. The record is from RefSeq and is a predicted model, not a curated record.